This is a messenger RNA of Medioppia subpectinata, 948 nucleotides long. The record is from the annotation of a GenBank genome assembly. NCBI's taxonomy places the organism in Eukaryota, Metazoa, Arthropoda, Arachnida, Sarcoptiformes, Oppiidae.
AUGACUUUGGCUGAAGCGGCCAAAGUGGUGGUCUACACGUGUCCGGUGGACACACAGGCGACCGAAACAAAGGGAACAGUACUUAUUAAGUCGGCCGACGAGUUGAUGAACUUUAGUCGCGGCGAAGAGAGUCUACUGGAGUCGCAGAUCAAAGGAAUCGCCGAUUCGGGCGCUAAAGUGGUGGUCUCUGGCGGAAAGUUUGGUGAUUUGGCCCUUCAUUACUGCAAUAAAUAUAAGUUAUUAGCCGUUCGUCUGAUGUCUAAGUUUGAUAUCCGACGGCUGGCAAAGACGGUGAACGCCACGCCUUUGGGUAAACUUAUCGCUCCCACUCGUGAAGAACUCGGCUUUUGUGAUAAAGUGUUUAUCGAUGAAAUCGGCGGAACAAAUGUCGUUGUAUUUGAACAAAAGGCAAAGGAGUCUCGGGUGGCGACGAUCGUCAUCAGGGGUUCGACCGAUAAUAUCAUGGAUGACAUUGAGAGAGCCAUCGAUGACGGCGUCAACACAUUUAAGGCGUUGACACGAGACGGACGACUUGUGGCCGGUGGCGGUGCCGUUGAGAUAGCGAUGGCCCGACGUAUAGCCCUAUACGCGGAGACACUGCCCGGACUCGAACAGUAUUCGGUCGGGAAGUUUGCCGACAGCCUCCAGAGCCUACCGGUAGCGCUGGCCGACAACGCGGGCAUUAAGUCAACGGACAUGAUAUCGCUGUUACAGACGGCCCACCAGAACGACAAAAGCACGACCGCUAUCAACAUCGACAGCGAUGUGGCCGCUGUUGUCGACGCCAUUGAAGCCAAUAUUUAUGACUUAUAUUUAACGAAAUACUGGGGAAUAAAGUACGCGACGGAUGUGGCCAACACUAUACUACAGGUCGACCAAAUCAUAUGCUCGAAACCCGCCGGCGGACCCAAACCACCCAAACAGGGCGGCGAUUGGGAUAAAGACUAA